AUCGUUUCCGAAGGAACGGAUGGCAUGUCAUCGUCACAAUGCUGACCGUCUGUAAAGUCAUCCCUGUCUUUUGAUACGACCCUCCCUCUGGAGGUUCAUGUGUCAUCAGGACCUUGAGGCACGACCAAACACACACUGAUGUUCUCCCUCCUACAGCUGAACCUGGCAGACGUCUAAUACCUAAAAGAUUGAUGAGGUCUCAUCUCAGCAAAAGAGUCCUGGCACAGGGUUGAUAAGGCAGCUUUCAUCCCUUUAUAUUUUAUUCCCUGCCCCUUUCUUUCAUUCUUUCUCUUCUAUUUCAUAAAGCGAGGCGAAGGGGCAGGCCUUCGGGCAUGAGAAAGGAUUAUGACAGGCAGAGGCCACUCUGCGAGAAGGACUGCGCUUUAGAAAAGAGGAAUCAUGAAAUGGCCUGGAUGGGCGUCCUUUGUUUUCUUUGACUGCUCCUUGUUUAAAUGUGGUUUGAGAGCUGAAUGGGAAAGCGAACUUGGUAUGUCUCUGUCGGACCACCUAAGCUGGAAUACAGUGAAACUGCAAAAGGAAUUGGAAGGAGCUGAAAGCAAAUGAACAAACCAACAAGAGAUUUACACACAAGACAAUGUGUAACAUCUCCUUCUGUGAUGUGGACAGUAAGGUGGACCAGUUCUUCCAGCCCACACUCUACAUCAUAGUCAUCAUCCUGGGGCUGCCGACCAACUGCAUGGCUCUGUGGGCUGCAUACAUGCAGGUACGUCAGCGCAACGAGCUUGGCAUCUACCUAAUCAACCUGUCGGUGGCCGACCUCCUCUACAUCAUCACUCUCCCUCUAUGGAUCGACUACUUCCUGCAGCACGAUCACUGGAUUCAUGGACAAGAGAGCUGCAAGCUGUUCGGCUUUAUUUUCUACACAAAUAUUUACGUCAGCAUCGCCUUCCUGUGCUGUAUAUCUCUGGACAGGUACCUGGCGGUGGCAUACCCCCUACGCUUUGUUAAGGUUCGCCGAAUCAAGACAGCUGUUUUCGUCAGUGCCAUUGUCUGGAUCAUUGAGAUCAUAGCCAACUCUGCUCCUCUCUUCCACGAUGAACUCUUCCAGGAUCGCUUCAACCACACCUUCUGCUUUGAAAAGUAUCCAAUGCAGGACUGGGUGGUAGGAAUGAACCUCUACAGAACAUUUUUUGGUUUCCUUACACCAUGGACUGCCAUGUUGGUGGCCUACAGAGGGAUACUAGCAGCAGUGCGAUGCAACGUCUCUACAGAGCGACAGGAGAAAGCCAAAAUCCAGAGACUGGCCUUGAGUUUAAUUCUCAUAGUUUUGCUGUGCUUCGGACCAUACCAUACACUCCUUUUGGUGCGCAGUGUGAUGUUUCUGCGGCAGCCGUGCGACUGUAGCUCAGAGGAGACCCUGUUUGCUGCAUAUCAUGUAUCUCUGGCUCUGACUAGCCUGAACUGUGUAGCUGACCCCAUUUUGUACUGUUUUGUCAAUGAGGGUGCCAGGCACGAUGUUAGUCGUGCUCUCUCAGCUAUUAUGUCCUCAGCAUGCCAGAGGCGCUCCUCAUCCUCACCGUCGCACGCUGACAUACUCAAUGCUGGCUCUGUCACCAUGGAGACACCUCUUUCAACUAAGAAGUCAUCUUGUGUGUAUGUUGAUGGAGGGAAGCCAAGCAGCUACAAGACAGAACUGUUGGCUAUGAAGGAGGAAUGUCUACAGAUGACAAUACUGGCUGUUAAAAAGUGAUUUCUGGGAAAACCUUGACAGGUUUAAGUCAUCCUUCUCUGGAGAGCAGAGUAUCCCCUAUACAUUAGGGGGUAUAUUUUCCUCAGCAAGGCCCUGGGGAGGUCAGAUGUGUUCAGUGGCUGUUGGUUCGUUAAGACCAGGCUUCCACUCAAAUGCCAAAAUUAGAUUUAAGUGAACCUAACAAACAGUUUGCAACACCUGAAACUGCUGCUGUUGGCUGCUAGCCUGUUAGCACAUUCAUAGCAAGUUAAAUCUGACCUGAGAGGGCCGCUAGAUGACUGCUCAUGUUCUAUGUUGAGUGUGUUUUUGUUUUCUUUUUGCGACCAAAUUUGUAAGUUAAGUUUUAAAGUAAGGCAACUGCUUCCCUAUCUGGCUGGACAUUGUGGUGCCCAGACUGGCAGAUUUCAACAGUUAAUAUUGCAAUAUGUGUGUUGCAUUAUUCUACCUUAGUCCCAAAGGAAUGGGCAGAGCAGAAUAUGAUCAUGUUUAUGUUAUAAAAAAUAAAGAGCUGUUAAGUCCAUCCAAUGUUAGAGUGAACCAAAAUGUGCAUUACUCUCUUUAAACUGAAUUGGCUUUUUAUCUUCUUAUUUUUCAUCAAAAGACCAGGUGUGAGUUUUCACAAGAAAUCUUCCAAACAGACCGUUUUCUGCAUAAUGUUUUUCUUAUGGAUUCCUUCCCUGUAGGGAUUCCUAGCUGAGGUUUGCUAAUUGAAACUGUCUUAUGUUUGGAUUUAAAGCCACAUUUUGUUCAAUUCUAACAUAAUAAUUGGCAUUGAAAAGGUUGCUGAGAUAUCAAGGAAAAGUUAAAAUUUUUAUUUUUUAUCUUAACAAAAAGCCCAAAACUUCAAAAAAAAAAGUCAUCAUUAUUUGCUUUGAUUUUUAAUGCUAGAGGAUGCAUGCAGGUAAAAUCAGACACACCAGCAAAGUGAAAACAAACAUAACAUCGACAGUCAUUUUCUAAUUGAAAGAAACAUGUUUACCAAAGCAGAUAAAAGUUAAUGCUUUUUCCGUGUGUUGUAAUCUCUUUGUUGAGGCACCCUGGUUAACCAUGCAUGCAGUCUACUUCAUGGAAACUCCAUCAGUGCAAGAAAUUUCCCAGUAUUUUUCCAGAGCAACCACAGAUUUCAACUAAAUUAACUUGGAGGCAAAAUGCCAGCUACUCUGAUCAAGUAAACCUGACAGCAAAUCAUCCAAACAUUGAACUGACUUGCCCAAAAAUAUGACUUUAUUAGGAAUUUACUGUAAAUUUCACUCGUUUUGAGCCAACAUUGUUUUUCAUUUCGGUUUUAAAUACAACUUAUGUUUUAAUGCAACACAAACUGGUAAGAUGAUGAGAUCAAUCAAGUUGCUGAACAAUUUCUGCAAUUGGAGGCAUGAUUUUAAAACCUGCAUAUUUGAAACAAAGGAUUCACACCAGAUUUCAUUAGAUUCUUGCUGCCACAGGAACUUUAGAUAUUUACCCUAAGUCAUGAUGAUUAUUCUGUUUGAACAUGUAAUAUGAUUAAUUCAGUACCAUUUCCUGUUUUCUGGCUCUUAGGGGUUAUAUCCCUGAAAUGAAGAGGUUACCUUCACUGAACUCACAUGUUAUUUUCUGAAAUUACCAAGGUUUGAAUACAUUACUGCUUGGAAUUUGAAUUUCCUUUUUUUUCUUUCCUUUUGGUUAAUACAGGGCACCUUUUCAACUCCCAAUAGCACCUUUGGACCUUUAUUGAAGUAAAAAAAAGUCCUCACUUAGGAAAAUAACACAUCUUAAUAUUGUCCUGUCCCUAAAGGUCACCUGCAAAGGCCAGGAAAAUAACCAGUUUCAUAUGGAGACCUCUAUGUUAGGCAGAAUUAGAGUUUCAGAUUCAACAACUUAUGUCUUGGAAACCAUCUGUAUGUAGACAAAAAAGAAUGAUGGAAAUUUACAUCUGGAGUCAAAAAGUGACCUGAAAAAUCUAAAAAGUGACCAGCAAGAUCCAGAAUGUAACUGAAAGAAACCUCCAGGUUUUAGAAAACUAUCUACGUAGUUUCUAAAAUAAU
Messenger RNA from Cyprinodon variegatus (sheepshead minnow), 3732 nucleotides. It is a transcript of the gene gpr4, whose product is annotated as G-protein coupled receptor 4-like. Gene Ontology annotation, cellular component: membrane. Lineage: Eukaryota; Metazoa; Chordata; Actinopteri; Cyprinodontiformes; Cyprinodontidae. Gene Ontology annotation, molecular function: G protein-coupled receptor activity. The transcript is spliced from 3 exons. The record is from RefSeq and is a predicted model, not a curated record. Gene Ontology annotation, biological process: G protein-coupled receptor signaling pathway. Bases 596 to 1711 code for a protein of 371 amino acids.